ACAAACUUACUGGUCCACGCUGACACAAGGAUGGCCCCACCUUCUGGGCACAGCCUCCUGCUGACCAGCGCCCUGGGCCUCCUUGUCCUGGACUGCUUCACAGGAGGUCAGAAGAACAGCACCCUGAUCUUCACAAAGGAAAACACCAUUCGGAACUGCAGUUGCGCGGCAGACGUCUGGGACUGUGACUACAGUUUGGCCAACUUGAUGUGCAGCUGCAACACCGUCCUGCCCGCCGCGAUAGAGCAAGCCAGCUACAAUGACCGUCUGACCAUCUGGUUCACGGAUGCAUCCGCACUGGGUCUCUUGUUGAACUUCACCUUGGUCCGGGACCUGAAGCUUUCUCUGUGCGGUCCCAACACUCUCCCCACCGAAUACCUGGCUAUCUGCGGCCUGAAGCGGCUUCGCAUCAGCACUGAGGCCCAGCGGCCAGCACCGGACCAGAGCUUGCUCAUUGACCACGGCAGGGAGAAUGAACCCAGGGAGAAGCCGGUGCGGUUACCCGGAGGCUGGCAGACGUGUAUGUAUGUCUCGUUCUUAGAUAUGGCACUUUUCAACAGGAAGUCAUCCUUAAAAGCAUACAGUAUUGAAAACGUUGCCAACACCGCCAACAGUCUUCCCCACUUUUCUUACUUUGAGACCUUCCCGAUUUUGAGCAACAAAAGCUAUGUGGUCACGUUCAUUUACUAACAUUGUAGAAGGUUCCAACCGCCAGGAAUUUUGGCAAACUAUGGAUAACUCGAAAAAGGACCUGGGAACAAGGCCAUGGGUAUCCUUACCCACAACUUCCCAUCUGCCUGGCCCCCAUUCACAGCACAGCCAUGUACGCAGCCAGCCCUCUCUGCUCCACUCCAUGCCCAA
This is a messenger RNA of Hyaena hyaena (striped hyena), 861 nucleotides long. RefSeq names its product chromosome unknown C21orf62 homolog (gene EPCIP). The transcript has a single exon. Lineage: Eukaryota; Metazoa; Chordata; Mammalia; Carnivora; Hyaenidae. Bases 31 to 690 code for a protein of 219 amino acids. The record is from RefSeq and is a predicted model, not a curated record.